UCUGCCAGUGAAUCAGUCUGCUGGUGGAGACAGACAAGGAACUGCAGCAGAGGACACAAGUAAAGCAGUCAAAGCAGAGCCCCGAGAUGUGGUGCCUCCUCGUGCUGCUCUGCUCCCAGGGAGCUGCCUUUUCAGCAGGGUUCACAGCACCCUUCACUCUCGGCUCAGAGGGAACACAGCACAUGAAGCACCGCAACCCUGAAGACUUUAUGAACGUUAGUGAAAUUAUCAGAUAUCACGGAUACCCCUGCGAGGAGUAUGAAGUUACCACCGAGGAUGGAUACAUACUUGCUGUUUUCAGAAUUCCCAGUGGGAGGAACAUGCAAAAUACAGGGCAAAAGCCUGCAGUCUUCCUACAGCAUGCUUUUCUAGGAGAUGCCACCCACUGGAUUUCUUACCUGCCCAACAACAGCCUAGGCUUCAUCCUUGCAGAUGCCGGCUAUGAUGUCUGGUUGGGGAACAGCCGAGGGAACACUUGGUCUUCAAAACACAAGACCCUUAAAACCAGCCAGAAAGAGUUCUGGCAGUUCAGCUUUGAUGAAAUGGGUAAAUACGAUAUUCCAGCAGAGCUGUACUUCAUCAUGAAUAAAACCGGACAGAAGGAUGUAUACUAUGUUGGUCACUCUGAAGGCACCGCAUCAGGCUUUAUAGCAUUUUCUACAUAUCCUGAGCUGGCUGAAAGGGUAAAAGUGUUCUUUGCUCUUGGCCCAGUAACCACCUGCACGCAUGCUACAAGCCCUCUGAUGAAGAUAGCAAAUCUUCCUCCAGCACUGCUCAGGUUAACACUUGGCUGGAAAGGAACCAUGCACCAGAUUGGAUUUAUGAAAGGACCUGUGACGGAGUUCUGUACAAACAUGGAUAAGUUUUGUGGACAAAUACUCUGUUAUAUAGCUGGGGGCAACAUACAAAAUCUGAACAUGAGUCGAACAGAUGCUUUGGUAGCACAUUCCCCAGCUGGGACAUCAGUACAGAACAUUAUUCACUGGCAUCAGAUAGCACAAGCAGGCCAAUUCCAGGCUUAUGACUAUGGCUCGAAGGAAAACAUGAAGAAAUACAAACAGCCUACUCCUCCUGCAUACAACAUAGAGAGGAUAAGCACACCCAUUGCUGUUUGGAGUGGUGGACAAGACAAAUUUGCAGGUCCAAAAGACAUUGCAAAGCUACUUUCUCAGAUUACUAAUCUCUGUUACCAUAAGCACUUUCCUGAGUGGGGACAUCUUGAUUUCAUCUGGGGCCUUGAUGCGACUGCGAGAAUGUAUCGGAAAAUCAUUGAACUAAUGAUAAAGUAUCUUUGAAACCACAUGUAGAGUGUUGAUCCAUUUAGUAUAAACCUCCAAAAAUUUUAUUUGGCAAUAAGGGUGAUGCCUGGGGAAGAGAGAAACACACAGACAUGCAUAAUGAAUACCACUAUAGGUGUUCACAUGUAUUUGUUUGUUCCUUGCUUUCCACAAAGUUUGAGGUUUUACAUGAUGUCGUUGUUACCAGCGUCUUCCUAAGAAGGUUAAUGUGUAUGGGAAUGAAAACUGAAAACAUAUAUUUGGGCAUACUCUUCAGGGAGCACUUAAUUUGGACAGCUUUUAUUUGUACAAGACUGAUUUUCCUAAGACUAAACACUGUUGUUGUCUUGUGUGUCUUAUGUACCCCACAGCCCCAUUAUCCCAUGAAGACACAAAAAUGGGAUUUGCUCAUCUGUCUGUCAAAGGACAACUCACCUUUGUUUAAAUUAAAUCAUUUAUCCACUUG
Messenger RNA from Cygnus atratus (black swan), 1743 nucleotides. Its product is annotated as lysosomal acid lipase/cholesteryl ester hydrolase-like. The transcript has 10 exons. The record is from RefSeq and is a predicted model, not a curated record. Lineage: Eukaryota; Metazoa; Chordata; Aves; Anseriformes; Anatidae. Gene Ontology annotation, molecular function: hydrolase activity, acting on ester bonds. Bases 87 to 1295 code for a protein of 402 amino acids.